Symbiodinium sp. CCMP2592 is the source of this 1881-nucleotide messenger RNA. NCBI's taxonomy places the organism in Eukaryota, Dinophyceae, Suessiales, Symbiodiniaceae. The record is from the annotation of a GenBank genome assembly.
AUGCCUCCGAAGGCAGUCCCAGCCGACUCAACCACUGUAGUCAAUUCAGAAACCGCAGAUGUCACCUCUUCCGACGUCUGUGGCUUUGUUUGUGGUGACACCGUGGUCGCAGCACGCGACCUCCGUGUCCGCGGCAAAGUAGUAGUUCGACAAGGAGGUAGUGGAUAUGUGGUUGGACCGGCUUCGUCCUCGGGGCGAAUCUGCGUACAGUUCGAGCAGCGGGAAGACCAAAGCGACAACCGCCUCAACUGUCUGCCAGAUGAGCUCAGGCACACGCUGGCGGGAGGUUACCUGGCUGGGACCCGAGUCCGCUGCAACAAAGCCUUAGAUGCGCCGAGCAGGGUGGUGAUCCCUGCAGGGACUUCAGGCGUCGUCGUGGGCCCGGCACGCGACUCACAGUUCCAGCGCCUGCUGGUGCGCUUUGCGCUCCAUGGCCAUGAGCAUGUCGAGGAGGUCGCCUGCGAUCCAGUGGACAUCGAGACCAACAUUCCCGGCAAUUUCCGCCGUGGCAACGCCAUCGUUGCGACGAGGGACCUCCGGGUAGGUGGGCAAGUGGUGGUGCGGGAAGGAGUGCUUGGAACUGUGGUGGGACCGAGCACAUCGGACUCGCAGCACCGUGUUACGGUUUCCUUUAGCCACAGAGAAGAUGGCAGCCGCAACCGCUUGAACUGUGUUGUCAACGAGAUCAAACUGUAUCUUGCGGGUGGCUUGGAGGUUGGGGCUCGCGUUCAGGCGGUGCGUCCCAUCAGCUAUGAUGGCUUCGCGCCUGUUCCGACAGGAUCUGUGGGUACUGUUGUUGGGCCUGCCAUCGAUGAACCCUUGGCCAGAAUAGUUGUCCGUUGGGAUUCCGCAUCACCCACGGGCACACCGCCUGAGCGAGAGGCACAUUCCGACGAUGUGCGGCUUAUGAUAGCCGGAGGCUUUCGACGCGGAGAGACUGUACUAGCUGCCAAGGACCUGCGAGUCAAGGGCAUCGUCGUAGUAAAGCAGAACGUGCUUGGGACGGUUGUGGGGCAGAGCUCGACCGAUCCGGCCGGCCGAGUCACUGUCGCUUUUGCUCGUCGGGAGGAUGGACGCAGCAACAAUCUGAACGUGGUUCCAGCAGAAAUCCAGCACAUGCCGUGCACGGGUGGCUUAGUUCCUGGUGACCGAGUCGCAGCUUUGCGCCAACUACUUGUGGUGCCCAAAGGUGCCCAGGGUGUAGUCGUUGGUCCCUCUUGCUCGCAAUCAAGCCGCGUGGCGGUUCGCUUCAGCUCGCAAGAGAGCAGCGGCGACAAGGAGGGAGGCGAGGACGUUGUCCUCCACGUCGAGCCGGAGGAUUUGAAAGUCCUCAGUGCUGUGGCAGAGGACGUGGACGACGCACUUCAGCCAGACAAGGAAGAUGACACGGAAGAUCCUGGGCCGGCCCUUGCUGGCGGCUACUACCGAGGCGAUGCCGUCGCGGCAACGCGGGAUUUGCGUGUGGGCGGCAAGGUGGUCGUCCGCGCCAACAUCCUCGGUACCGUGAUCGGACCGUCCGGGCAAGAUUUGAGCAGGAUCACGGUCGCCUUCGCUUGGAGGGAAGAUGGCAAGAGCAACAACCUCAAUGUGAUCUCAAGCGAGAUCAGAAGAGUUGACUCCACGUCGGCCGAGAAGGGGGAGAUUUGUGCAAUAUGCUUGGCCGAGCUUGAUGAAGACAGGGAGGAGGACAUCUGCCGCAUGCCUUGUGGACACCUGCUGCACAAGACCUGCGUGACAGCCUACCUCAACCACCAGACACACACGAUGUCGGGCACCACGCCAAUGGCACCUCCAAUGGCACCGCAGUCCUCGGGCUGUGUCACCGUAGUCCCGCUGAAGCCGGCUCAGUGCCCUGUGUGCAGGAAGGAGAUGCUCCCCUGA